AUGCACCUUUCUCGAUCACUCAUUUUCUCUUGCAACCUUGGUCUUCUAUUACUAGCAGCUAAUUACUUCGUUCAAGUUAACAGCGAAUUUUUUACAGCUGCGUUAGUUGGAUGGAGUGUUGCGAUUCCUUUUACUUACAAAGUUGGAGAAUAUGCAUAUUGCCAAUUCAAGGAAUGCGAUAAUGCCGAGUGGGCUAUCCACGAUCCCAACAUUUUCAAGGCAAAGUUGACUAAGGAAUGGAAGCAGCAUGUUUUCGGACAAGAUCUUGCUUUGAAAAUCAUCAGGAAUAUGCUAACUAGCCAUUUAGUGAGAAUUUCAAAGAAAACGUCGAAAAAAGCUUUAGUUCUCUCUUUUCAUGGUGGCGUUGGUACUGGCAAAACUUUGGUUGCCAAGUUACUUGCUAAAGUAUUAUAUAAAAAUGGUCUAAGUAGCUCAUAUGUUCGUCGUAUUCAUCUGAAAGAUUUCCUAACUAAUCUUAAUAUGGACGGUAAGAAACACAAACUCAAGACAGAAAUCAAGAGAUUUGUGCAAUCGUGUACUAGGCCACUAGUACUAUUCGAAGAAGUGGAUAAACUGGAAGCUGGAGUCAUCGAUGCUUUAUCUCCGUAUUUCGACGAAAGUAGCGUGGAUAAUGUCAGCUAUGCAAAUACCAUAUUUAUAUUCACCAGUAAUUAUGCCUCUCGAGAAAUCAAUGAAGAAGCUUGCAGACAGUUUACAGUAACAACCGAGGUUGACGAUUUCGAUUCAGAAAAUUUUUAUGAUAUCAUUAGAAAAAUCAGUUACCGUGGUACAUCGGCCGACGAUUCUACAUCGCGUACGGGUUUCGCUUCGUCCGAAUUUGUUAAGCAUUGUUUAGUCAGCUCUUUCGUCCCUUUCCUCCCGUUGGACAUGACCCAUGUUCUGCAAUGCAUUGAUGCCAGCCUUACUAGGAAGUUGAAAGAUCAUGAAGUGUCAACCCUCGAUAAGCCAGAGCGUAAAAAUGAUCUUAUUAAAUUGAUCUACUCUCAAAUUCAUACCGUCAAUGCUGAUAGGUGCCGUAAAAGUUUUUCCGAACACGGAUGUAAAAAAGUAGGUGAUAUAGCAGACCGGGAGGUAACCCAUUUAAUGUAA
Trichoplax adhaerens is the source of this 1110-nucleotide messenger RNA. RefSeq lists its product as uncharacterized. The record is from RefSeq and is a predicted model, not a curated record. NCBI's taxonomy places the organism in Eukaryota, Metazoa, Placozoa, Uniplacotomia, Trichoplacea, Trichoplacidae. The transcript has a single exon. Gene Ontology annotation, molecular function: ATP binding; ATP hydrolysis activity. Bases 1 to 1110 code for a protein of 369 amino acids.